Molecule: messenger RNA, 5292 nt
Organism: Eutrema salsugineum
Lineage: Eukaryota; Viridiplantae; Streptophyta; Magnoliopsida; Brassicales; Brassicaceae
Exons: 24
Coding region: 115-2478 (787 amino acids)
Biological process (GO): regulation of transcription by RNA polymerase II
Cellular component (GO): RNA polymerase II transcription regulator complex
Molecular function (GO): protein dimerization activity; RNA polymerase II cis-regulatory region sequence-specific DNA binding; DNA-binding transcription factor activity, RNA polymerase II-specific
Source: RefSeq, a predicted model, not a curated record
CCCCCGCGGAUCUUCCUCCGAAACCUUUUAGGUUCUCUGGUUGUCGAAGAUCCGAAUUCCUGGAGAUUAUUUUCGAGGAUUUUCUGUUGCUGGUGGAUUAUCGAGAUUCGAGAAAUGUCGGAGUCGGAUUCUGGAGAUUCUUCUAAAUCUGCUGUACAAAAGAGAGGGAUAUACGAUAUCACCAAUGUGUUAGAAGGAAGAAGUUUGGUAAAGAAUACGCUCAAGAACAGGAUUCAGUGGAAGGGUCUUGAUGUAUCAAAACCAGCGGAAACAAUCAAAAACAUAGCUAACCUACAGGAUGAAAUACAAAACCUCACAGCUGAGGAGGAAAAAUUAGACGACCAAAUCAGAGAAUCGCAAGAAAGAUUAACAAGCUUAAGCGAGGAUGAAAACAAUAAAAGGUAUCUGUUUGUUACUGAAGACGACAUUAAGAACCUACCAUGCUUCCAGAAGAAAACGCUGAUAGCUGUCAAGGCACCGCAUGGAACAACUCUUGAGGUGCCAGAUCCUGAUGAGGCUGCUGGUAGCCCUCCAAAGUGUCUGGAGAACGAUCCAAAAGGGGGUUCAAAGCACAGUGAGAACUCCAUUCAAGGUUCAAUGGGUCAUGAGACGCCACAAAAGGGUACUCCUGAUUGUUCUGAAGCUCAAACAAAGCUUCCUAGUAUGGCAACUGAGGAAAAGCAUGGAGGUCGUACGGGUGCUAAUAGACAGGUUGAUGGCGAGGGACUUGAUGAAUCAAAAGGAACCGAGAACAGAGUUUCGUCUGGAGAUGAAGCAAGAGAGUGCCAUAAAAAGACAGAAUCACCUGCGUCACAGAUACCUUUGGAGUUACUCGUGGAUGAGAUCCUUGAGAGAUUGCCAUUUGAGAUUCGAGAAAUGUCUCAGCAGGAUUCUCGAGAUUCGUUUGAAUCUGCUCUGAAGCGCAAGACAGAUAUGGUAAACCAGAUAGAUGAGCCCAAUGAAUUGAAUAGCGGUGUUCUCCAAACACUUGUAUCAGGGAAAGGAGGGAAGGCCAAUAUAUUGUAUAGGUCAGUGAAGUCUAAUGAAACUGGAACGCAAGCUUCUGGUUCUAAUGCAGGUUUUCCUGGACAUAACUUUGCGCAGGCUGGUACUUGUCGGUAUGAUAGUUCUCUAGGUCUUUUGACAAAGAAAGCCAUCAAUUUGAUAAAAGAAGCAGAGGAUGGUAUCCUUGAUCUAAAUAAAGCAGCUGACACUUUAGAGGUUGAUGGCGAGGGACUUGAUGCAUCAAAAGGAACCGAGAACAGAGUUUCGUCUGGAGAUGAAGCAAGAGAGUGCCGUAAAAAGACAGAAUCACCUGCGUCACAGAUACCUUUGGAGUUACUCGUGGAUGAGAUCCUUGAGAGAUUGCCAUUUGAGAUUCGAGAAAUGUCUCAGCAGGAUUCUCGAGAUUCGUUUGAAUCUGCUCUGAAGCGCAAGACAGAUAUGGUAAACCAGAUAGAUGAGCCCAAUGAAUUGAAUAGCGGUGUUCUCCAAACACUUGUAUCAGGGAAAGGAGGGAAGGCCAAUAUAUUGUAUAGGUCAGUGAAGUCUAAUGAAACUGGAACGCAAGCUUCUGGUUCUAAUGCAGGUUUUCCUGGACAUAACUUUGCGCAGGCUGGUACUUGUCGGUAUGAUAGUUCUCUAGGUCUUUUGACAAAGAAAGCCAUCAAUUUGAUAAAAGAAGCAGAGGAUGGUAUCCUUGAUCUAAAUAAAGCAGCUGACACUUUAGAGGUUGAUGACGAGGGACCUGCAGAUGAAGCAAGAGAGUCGGAAUCAGCUGCCACACAGAUACCUGUGGAUUUACUCAUGGCUGAGAUCCUACCGAGAUUGCCAUUUGAGUCUUUCUUGAAGUUCCGAACAGUAUGCUUUAAAUGGGACUAUUGGAUCAUGUCUAAGGAAGUGAUUUCCCGCCAACUGGAUCGGUCUUCACAAAGAUUUUUGAGAACAGAAGAGCUACUCCAUAUGGUCAAUCCUAUCGAUCAUUCCGUGGCAUCUACGAACAUCCCGGACUUCAUUGAGCAAGGCUAUUUCAUAUCGAGCCUCAUCCAUUGCGAUGGCCUCUUUUUGUGUAACCAUUCAAACAGUAGGACUGCGGAGGAUAGACUUUUCCUGUGGAACCCGUUUAGGAGGCUUUCAAGAUGGAUUCCCGAUCCUGACCCCUCAUGGAAACUUAAAGUUGUUGUCGGCCUUGGGUAUAAAGUGCGUCACUAUUUCCAGAUUGUGAGAAUUUGGCAAACAGUGGGUGAAGACGAGGAGGGGCCACUUGAACUUAGGGCUGAUGUAUAUGAUACUAAAGCUAAGAAUUGGAGAAGACUGAAUGAUGCACCAUUAUGGGAAUUUGAGAUUACCGGAUCACAAGGUUUGUCCAUUAGAGGAAAUAUGUUCUGGGCUGCUUGGACAGAAGAAAUAUUAUCCAUUGUCUCCUUCAACUUCACUGAAGAAGCAUUCAGCAUCGUGUGCCCAUCCUACAGGGUGUAAGCACGAUGUCCUAUCACCAUAUGGGGACAGGCUUUCCCUUAUGCAUCGGCGAUUUCCUGGUAUAGAUAUUUUGGUGACAAACCCACUGUCUUCAGAAAAUGUCCAUUUUGCCCCUUAUCUACAAAUCACAGUAGAUAUACCGCUAGUGGAGGCACAUAUUUCUCAUCCCGUUUUCUACAUCAAAGACCCAGAUUGUGUUUAUCUGAUGUGUAUAGAGGAUGGUGAAGAAGGCAUAGAGGUUGGUGAAGAAGGCAUAAAGGAUGGUGAAGACGAGUAUAGAGUAAAAGGCAGUGUCGUCAUCAACCAGUUGGGCAGGGAGGGAUUGUUGCACCGGAAGCCACUGCUGCACCACCCAACUCAGGAGCCACCCAUGUGUGGAUAUGUCUACCAACCUAGCAUGAUACCUGUCCCUAACCUCCCUCAAGGUGUUGAUUUACUAUAUUGAUAGGUAUCUGGAAAAUACUCUCUCUUUUAUUCUGGAACAUAAUACUUUGAUAUUGCUGGUGUUUUGCUUUGUGGUUCUAAAAGCCUGAGACUCCUUAAUUUUGUUGUACGCUCUCCUGGAAUACAUUUGAUGCUAUUAGUGAGGUAAGAAACAAUUUAGACUCUUGCAGAUCAAUUUUAGGUGGAUUAUUUCGUUUUUCCAUAUGCCAUAUAAAUGACUCAAACAAACAAGCAGCUAACAUUGUGGUAUCUUAAAGGGCUCUCUGCCAUAUUAAUAUACUUCUCAUGGUGAGAUAGGCAGAGAAUAAAAUAAUACUUUGAUACUAUACGAAGCCUUUGGAAAUAUCCCAUGCAUUCGCAUUCCUUUUAACGGGACUGUGUGUUUAUUCUUGCGGAAUAUGUUAGCAUUCUAUUCUCUAUAGCAAACCCAAACUAUCGAAUCAAUCACGUAUACUGCUUUGCUGGUUUAUUACUCAGAUUUGUACUAUGGAUUAAAACUUAAAAAAGAAAGCUUGAGGUCUUGCAAACGCCUGUAGGAAAUGUGUCCCUGUUAGAAAUGUGUCCCUGUAGGAAUAUGUUAGCAUUCUAUUCUCUAUAGCAAACCCAAACUAUCGAAUCAAUCACAUAUACUGCUUUGCUGGUUUAUUACUCUGAUUUGUACUAUGGAUUAAAACUUAAGAAAGAAAGCUUGAGGUCUUGAAAAUCCCUGUAGGAAAUGUGUCCCUGUUAGAAAAUGUCUCAUCAUUUGAUUCUGUAGCAGCUCAGUGAUAAGCUGGUUUUGUAACAAUAACAAGUCAAACGACCAGUACUUUUCCUCUCUGGACUGCAAGAUGAGAUGGUCCCUCCAUUUCACAUGAAAAUUGUAAGCCGAAGCGUCCUACUUGCAUUCCCAUUUUUUUUAUGCUCUCACAUUUUCAUGCAAAAUGGCUUAUGAAUAUUUGAAUAUACUUGUUUGGUUUUUUUUUUCUAUUUUCACCUCUGUCAUCUUGUUUCUCCACAACGCUAUACGAAAGCUCUUACUGAAUCAAUACAGAAGCCAAAACAAAAGAUGGAUAUGUUAACCAGAGUAAAGUCUUUCAUUUUCCAUUUAUCAUCUUUUUUUUUUUCUUUUGAUUUUUAUUUAUGUAUAUGCUGCAGGCUCUGAAGAACAGUAAUUAUAAUGAUGACACACUGUUGCAAGAAUGUGGUGUCCGAAUUGGCUCUGAGUUCCCUCAAGUGGAAGGCCGCGUACUACCAACACCAAAUGUGAUUCUUCUAAUUCAUUUUUGGUUAUGGAAGAUUUGUUGUUAUAAUUUAUUGUCUGGGCUCUGGUUUUUAGAAAAAAAAAAAUAUCCUAAAACAGCUGAAAGUGGGCAAUGGAGAGGACCUUUUGCCUAGAGAUGGGAGUUGGAAUUUCAAUAACAAGAAAGUUUCUGAGCCAGCCACAUUUACUAAAUGGGCUGUUGUGAACUUCUCUGCUCGGUGUGACACGCACAUGAUUGUUCGUGAUUUAAUCUGUAGGUGAAAGGAAUUGACAUGGUUCCUCCAUUAGGUGUCUUUGAAGAAGGUCAUCGGUUUAAGGAUGCACCUGGUUCUGUAAGAGUGGAGAAGAUGUUUGAAGAUAUGAAACCGAAAUUCCGGGACCAGGACUGGGGAAAGCCUCAAUUCCUUCUUUGCAUACUCUCAAAAUGGAAAAAUUCUGAUGUUUAUGUUAACACUAAGCAGUCCUUGGAAAAAAGAAAACUCUUUGUGAAGAUGGAAUUUUGAAUCAGUGUAUUUCUCCUCCGGACAACGUAAUGGAUUAGUAUCUCAACAAAUGUUCUCCUCAAGAUUUUUAUUUUUUUGAAUUGAAUGUUCUCCUCAAGAUUAAUGCUAAGCUUGUUAGCUAUUGAGCAAUCACGAGGGAUCCCUGCGGUAAGGACAGUUCCUAGCAUCAUUAUUGGGAUGGAUGUAUCUCAUGGUUCUCCAGGGCAGUCUGAUGUACAAUCUAUUUCCGCGGUUGUGAGCUCCAGAGAAUGGCCCUUAAUCUCAAAAUACAGGGCUUGUGUGCGUACACAGUCCCCUAAAGUCGAAAUGAUUGAUAAUCUCUAUAACCGCGCCUCUGAUACAGAUGACGAAGGCAUUAUGAGGGAGCUCUUGAAAGAUUUUGAGUCUUGCUCUGGAAGGAAACCCGAUCACAUUAUCAUUUUCAGGGAUGGUGUGAGUGAAUCUCAGUGUAACCAAGUUCUUAAUAUUGAGCUGGAUCAGAUGAUGCAGGUAAGGAUAUAUUUUUGCUUUUAGAACAUUUAAGCUCUUAAGAUUUAGCCUAUGUUGGACACUUAUGGUUUUAAGUAAUUUCGGUUAACAUUAUAAGGCGUGCAAGUUUAAAGAUGAGAAUUGGGAUCCCAAGUU